Closterium sp. Yama58-4 is the source of this 795-nucleotide messenger RNA. The record is from the annotation of a GenBank genome assembly. NCBI's taxonomy places the organism in Eukaryota, Viridiplantae, Streptophyta, Zygnematophyceae, Desmidiales, Closteriaceae.
AUGCCAUUUACUCAUUCCUCAACGAUGCAGAGGUUGGGCCAAUCUUGGAAAGUUUUGUCCGAGCGGCUGGUGCUAGUGCCAUGUCGCCUCCUUGAGCUUCAGAUUAGUGGCUCACUUGUAUGUUGUCCAAAUCUCUCCCUUCCCAUCCCGUCGCCUCGCAACCUCUCCCUUCCCAUCCCGUCGCCUCGCUCUCUCUCCCUUCCCAUCCCGUCGCCUCGCAAUCUCUCCCUUCCCAUCCCGUCGCCUCGCUAUCUCUCCCUCCCAUCCUUCGCCUCGCUAUCUCUCCCUCCCAUUCCGUCGCCUUCGCUAUCUCUCCCUCCCAUUCCGUCGCCUUGCUAUCUCUCCCUCCCAUCCGUCGCCUCGCUAUCUCUCCCUCCCAUUCCCGUCGACACGCUAUCUACCCCCUCCCUUCCCGUCGCUCUCCCCAACCCCGCUCCCUUCCCGUCGCCCUCUCACUCUCCGCUCCCUUCCCGUCGCCCUUUGUCUCUCCGCUCCCUUCCUGUCGCCCUCGAUGCAGUUGUCGCCCUUCUUCACACACCCCCCAUCACCCACCCCAUCGUCUUCCCACUCGCCACAAAAUGCCUUCCCGUCCCCCAUCGCUCUUGCUCUGCAAUGCCUCUCUGCACCCUUCCUCCCUCCCCUCCCAUCACCCAUAUCAUCGCCCGUGCGCUUCAUCUCACGUCAUCCUUCCCAAUUCCCCUCCCGUCAUUCUCUUUCCGCGAUUUCUGCUCAUUCAUCUCUUUUAUCUUGCAAUCGUUUCCGUCGCCCUAUCUCUCUCGUCUCACGCCACCUUGA